Fulmarus glacialis (Northern fulmar) is the source of this 522-nucleotide messenger RNA. It is a transcript of the gene HDGFL3, whose product is annotated as hepatoma-derived growth factor-related protein 3. Lineage: Eukaryota; Metazoa; Chordata; Aves; Procellariiformes; Procellariidae. The annotation marks the transcript as partial. The record is from RefSeq and is a predicted model, not a curated record. Gene Ontology annotation, cellular component: nucleus. Gene Ontology annotation, molecular function: transcription coregulator activity; double-stranded DNA binding. Gene Ontology annotation, biological process: regulation of transcription by RNA polymerase II. The transcript has 4 exons.
AUUGAUGAACUCCCUGAAGGAGCUGUGAAGCCUCCAGCAAAUAAAUAUCCCAUCUUCUUUUUCGGGACUCACGAAACUGCGUUCCUGGGGCCCAAAGACCUUUUCCCAUAUAAAGAAUAUAAAGAUAAGUUUGGGAAGUCAAACAAGCGAAAAGGAUUUAAUGAAGGCCUGUGGGAAAUAGAAAACAACCCUGGAGUAAAGUUUACUGGAUAUCAGGCAAUUCAGCAACAGAGCUCAUCAGAAACUGAAGGAGAAGGAGGAAAUACAGCAGAUGCCAGCAGUGAGGAGGAAGGUGAUCGGGUAGAAGAAGAUGGAAAAGGAAAAAGAAAGAAUGAAAAAGCAGGCUCAAAACGGAAAAAAUCCUACACUUCAAAGAAAUCCUCCAAGCAGUCACGGAAAUCUCCUGGCGAUGAAGAUGAUAAGGACUGCAAAGAGGAAGAAAAUAAGAGCAGCUCUGAUGCUGGGGACGCAGGCAAUGACACAAGAAACACUUCUUCAGAUUUGCAGAAAACCAGUGAAGGG